Esox lucius (northern pike) is the source of this 1247-nucleotide messenger RNA. RefSeq names its product OTU deubiquitinase with linear linkage specificity a (gene otulina). Bases 147 to 779 code for a protein of 210 amino acids. The record is from RefSeq and is a predicted model, not a curated record. Lineage: Eukaryota; Metazoa; Chordata; Actinopteri; Esociformes; Esocidae. The transcript has 3 exons.
UGAAGGUGGCAGUAGCACUUUUUUGUCGGUACCAACCGAAGAAAAAAACUAAAUGCGCGUUGUGAUGACGUCGUACUUUUUCUGCCUGUGUGAAUUGCGGUCAAAAUGUUUCUAAACGUUCAUUCCUGAUUUGGGAAAAGUAUACGAUGUCUUGGGUUAAGUCUGUACAGUACAGUGGAGAGGAUGUAUUUGACGAGGAUGCGGAUGAUAUAAAUUUACAGGACAAAGAAUGGAAGUACAAUAUGAAAAAACGUGUGAAGGACGGCUAUGUUGAUGGCAUCGACCAUGGAAAAGAAGCGUCACUCCAGCUCGGUUUCAACAUGGGUUACAGGGAAGGAGCUGAGAAGACCAUUGCCGUUGGACGGCUAAAAGGAGUAAUAAGUGCUAUACAGUGCUGGUGCCAGUUCCAGAGACCGGACAAUCCCAUCCCAGCUUCAGUGGCUGACCUCUUACAGCGUGUUGUAAAGCAUGAGGACUAUAUUAUGGAGGCCAUGAGGAUGGGCCUGGAGAACCCCAUGCCCAGUGUCAGUGAUGUUUCGGAGACCAUGGAAGAUCUGGCCGUUGGGGAGGGAGAGAUGUCCUGUGGGGGAGCGGGUUGCAGCAAAGGUUCAGGCUGCUGUAAGAAAAGCAGUAACGUGGAACUUGGUUCCUUCUUCUUUACUGUUCCAGGAGAAAGUCUUGAGCAGCUUUUACAGUGCUGCAUGGACAUAGUGUCUGAAUUGGGGCUGCCCCUGGAACUGAUUCAGCAUCUGGAGCAGCUGAAGAGUGCUACAGAGUGAAUAGUUACAUCAGAUACUAAAAGAACUCAACGGAUGACUGAACUAGUGUGAUUGUUAUUUUUUUUAUUGAAUUUGUAAUUUAAUACAUUUAUUAUAAAUGUUCAUAUAAUCCAUUGCACUCAGUAGUGUAGUGGUUGGUAAAAUUAAUACGGUUGCCUUAUUUCGCUCUAACAAUUCCUUGGGGUGGAUUGGGCACUGGGUUAAAAUAAGAGCGCUUUCCUUCCAGGGUACAAGGAUUCUGGUCGAAACAUUGCAGUUGAUUGAGCUGCAGGAAGAAAUAUGCUUUGGCUGAUCCCUAGACUGUCCUAAAUCUGCUGGGAGUUGCUGCAACGAAUCAGGGCCUUAAUCCUGAUGUAUAUUGAGCAUUACUCAUUAUUUUUCAUUCACGUUUAACCACCUAUUAUUAUUUUACUACCCCACCAUUGAUUGCAAAACGUUUUGAAAAUUAAACGUCUCGUUUUGAAGGCA